Linum trigynum is the source of this 2891-nucleotide messenger RNA. NCBI's taxonomy places the organism in Eukaryota, Viridiplantae, Streptophyta, Magnoliopsida, Malpighiales, Linaceae. The record is from the annotation of a GenBank genome assembly.
GUAAGUUGGGUGUAAGUUGAAUAAUAAAAGUUCAGCCGAGAAGCUCUUGUGGAGCUUCUCCGUGGAUGAGUCCCGUUCGCAUAGAACGGGGAUACCACGUAAAUCGUUCGUGUCGUUUUGUUUUCCGCGUUCUACUUAUUUUACAGAUCGUGACCUCAUUAAUGUGUGGAAAUCAAACUACAUCAAAACUCGACUCCACCCUUGCGACUUAGGAUUCCCUCAACUUGCUACAAUUGGUACACAUAAGUACAUAACACACCACCCCUACAUACAUCAUAAUUUACGGGCAAAAUUCACUUCCAUAGCCAUAACUUUGCACUUUGUGACAAAUAUAGCCAGAUUCGGAGAAAUACACAGAAAUAGCCAUUCCAUCCAAUAAUGUAACAGAAAACAUAACGCCUGCUAACUGGACAAACGAACCCAAAUGGCCGCGUUUAAUUUGGUCUACGUGUAUGCCAACGUGGAAAUGAAUUAAUUAUUUAUCAUUAAUUAGUUUUUACCCUACUUUACCAAAUUUUCACCCUUUCGCAGACCCCCCCCCCCCCUUCGUUCUUUCACCCUUCCUCUUCACGAAGACCCAGCAGAAACCCUAAAUCUCCACCCCCACUCACGAUUCUCUUCGGCGGUGACUGUGAAUUGACCAACACAGUCAUCCGGUCAUCUCGCCUUGGUCGACGUGUCCUCUCGCCUCAUUGAUCUGGUCAUCGAACUUCCCUCCAUACCCAUCUCAAUUGACGAACACAGAGGUGGCGACUCGCCAUCAACCAGCUUAUAGCAAGAUCCAGCGUCGCUUCCAGUCGUCGACGGGGAAGAGGAUAAGGGGACGAAGCUCGAACUAUCGAUUCCGGUAAAAAAAACCCAGAGACGAAGCUCGAACCCUAAUCUGUUAUCGGUAAGUAAUCCUCGCCUCUUCCUCUGCCCCACGAUUCUGUUACCCACUCUUGACGCUUGUUGACCCCGAAUCGCCGCCAUUCUUGCGAGCACCCCGACUGCCCCUUUCUGACAUCGUUAGGGAUGGGAGAUGCGGGUUGACACUGUCGAAGGUUGACACUGUCGAGGGAUGUGAGAUGCCGAGGGAUGGGAGAAUCGGAGGGAUGGAUGGGAGAUGCGGGUUCACACUGCGAGUCGAGGAAGAUGGAAGCCGAUUUCGGAAUCACACCCACGGCGUCGAGGGAUGGGAGAAUCGGAAUCACACCCACGGCGUCGAGGGUUUUCGCCGGAUUGACACUGCCGCUGCGAGGAAGAUGGAAGCUGAUUUCGGCUUUUUAUGGGAGGGAAGAUGAAAUCAAAAAUCAGAUGGAGGAGAAGUCGCUGGAAGAUCGGCUAGGUUUAAUUGCCCCAAACGAUUCUCUCUCCUCCGGAUGACGUGGCGCUUUGGUGGCAAAUUCAGUCCUGUUGGCGCCGACGUGGAGGUUGUAGGUUGGCCACGUCAGCUAAGCGAACAUGUAAUUAACGGCGUCCCUGACGUCGUCACAUUUAGUAACGGAAAUGGCUAUUACUGUCAACGCAUUUUCAAAUUUUUGGCUAUUUCUAUGUAUUUCUCCGAAUCUGGCUAUAUUUGUCACAAAGUGCAAAGUUAUGGCUAUGGAAGUGAAUUUGCCUAAUUUACGGGGAAAACAAUUAACCUUUGACUAAUUUUACGAUAAUUUGUCCCGGGAAUGUUAAAAUGACAACUUAUUUUAGUUUGUGUGCUUUUGUGUAAUUUGUAUUGUUACGUAAGGGUUCUUAGAUACAUUAAGGUUUCCUUUGUGAAAUCGGAACCUACAAUAUAUAGCAUGUUGUGCUCUAAAUGUUUGGAGUAGGGAUACAAAUGAGUCGAGUCAAACCGAAUUUUAACUUAAUUUAAGCUCGGUUCUUUAAUAAACAAGUUGAGUGUGAGCUCGACUCGUUUAUUAAAGAGCCAAGUCGAGUCGGGUUCGAGCUAGUUUGGUUAUAAAAAUCUUGACUCGUAUUUGAUAUAUACAUUUUGUAUUUGAUGUAUGAUACAUGUAAUAAAUGUCAAGAUAAUAAUAAUAAUAAUAGUUAAGUGUUCAAUAUUAACUUAUCUCAUGUUAUACUUUGUGGUAUCAUGUUAUUUAGUUAAUAAAUUUUAAUUAGUAAAAAAUUAUGUUAUUUCAUAGUAUCGAAACAAUUUAUGAUUCAUAAUUUAUUUUUGAAAUUAAAUAAGACAUAUUUGCUCAAAUAAUCUACGUGUUAAACUUCUUAUAGAGUGAGAUAUAUAAUUUAGCAAUUCUAUGAAUUAUCAAAAUAAAAUUCAUAUAGAUCGAUUUGUUCAUAAGUGGGUAAUCGAGUAGGCUCUCCAGCCACAAUGUUGAGAGUUGAGACAUCUCAUGAGCUCUAAACGAGCCAGCCCACGAGUUGAGCUCAACAAGCCACCGAGUUGAGCUAGCUCGCGAGCUCCACGAGUUGCAGAAGACUUAGCUCAAGCUCGAUUUGUUAGUAAACGAGUCGAGUUUCGAACGAGUUUUUCACGAAUCGAAUGUCGAACUGCUUUUGAGUAGUCCUAAGGUGCACUUACCAUUGAGGGAUACGAUUAUGAAGUUAUCUUGUAAAAAUUUGUAGGUUUUUAUUUUAUUUUAUUUGUAGUUCACUAAACUGUAAUUUUCAAUUUGUAGGCACUUGGAGGUUAUGCAAUAUUCGACCGAAGGAACGAAAUAGCUCGACCGAUAGGGAGAGAAACGAAGUUGCUCGCAUUUUAAUUAGAACAAGAAGGAGAUGAACGAAUAUAAUCGAACUUUGUGAGAGGAGAGGUUAUCAAUAUGCUCGACUGAAAGGAGAGGGGAGACAAUUUUCCAAUGUACUCACUAUUACUGGUUGGCUUCAUGGAAGUGAAAGGUGGAUUUCAAAGUUUAUUCAGUUUGUGCGUAUAGCAAUAAAAUUGACAAAUCAGU